ACCGAGUUUAAUAUCCCCACUGUGCAAGCAGUGUGACUCGUAUUUGUUUCAUUUAAAGUUUAUAAAAUAUACGAAAAUGGCGCUAAGUGCUCCUGCCUGUAAGGAUACACAGGACUUUCAAUUUAAAGUGCAUAACAAGUAUGCGGCGUUCAAAAAAUGCGGCGAGCCCCGCAGCAAUGUAAAUCUUCUGGCGAUUUCCUGCAGCCGCGGCUUGCUCUUUGCCGGCAACCCGACGCAGCCGGAACUUAAGGUGGCCAUCCUCAAGGGUUUGGCCAAUUCCAACAAGUCGCUCGGCGAGCAGCCGCAGGCGAGGAGUGUACCCCUACCCAGCGUGCCCAACUAUAUCUCCUGCAGUGCCGAUGGCACUCUGCUGGCGGUUAACCUGACACAGAAUGGCACUGGCCUGCUCAACAUUUACUCGGUGCCGACAUUCUUGGCCGCGGAUGUGAAUCUCGUCUACAGCAUUCGCCUGGCCAGCGAGGACUAUAUACAUGCCGUGCAGCUGCUGUGGAAUCCGGUCUUGCCCGGAAGUCUGGCCGUAGUGCUGAGCAACGGUGCCCUCGGCAUGUACACCCUGAAGGAGGGGGACACCUUCGAGAUGCAUUCGCUGGACAAGAGUCAGCAAGUGAAGUGUGGCUGUUGGUCACCCAAGGGAAAGCAAAUUGUCCUGGGUUUUCCCGGUGGCAAGAUACAGCAGUUCAAGCCGGAUCUUACGCCAGCAAAGACACUGGUGUGUCCACCCAACAUCCACGAUGCUCCGUUCGACACCAUCGCCAUUCAGUGGCUCUCGACGUUCCAGUUCGCAGUGGUCUUCCUGCAGCAUGGCGAGGACUGCAGUCCCGCCCUGUACAUAUUGAAUGCCCCCAAGGGGGGAUCGCCCAGCUAUACCAACUACUACGACAUCUGCUACAGUCUCAACGGGCCACGGAAUCAUCAGUUUUUCUUUAACCAUAUGGCCCAGUGGAAUUUGCUUCUGGUGACAUCGGCCAAUGGCGUGGAAGUAGGUAUAAUGGGUACCUUCGAGUCUGGAGACACCCCCGUCUGGCAGCAGUUUACCCUUAUGGAUGAGGCGAGGAUCGAGCUGCCUCUGAGUGAGGGCACCCAAGAGGAAACCUUCCCCCUCGGGUCUGUCUACGACACAUCCUCCACGCACCAACUGACAAUCAACGAGCAGAAGCUCCCCACUAUGCCCAUGGUGCAUGUCUUAGGCACCGACGGCACCCUUCUAUCGUUUAACUUCCUGAAUCUACUCCAAGGUGCCCCCUCUGUGUGCUCUCCGCCAGUGUUUGACAGUUCGGGACAGUUCCGCCCCCUGGACACGCUAAUGCCAGCGGAGGAAAAGGAGGCGGCCACAACACCGCCAGAAAAGGAGUCGACUCAGUCCGUUCCCACGGACAUGUCCUUUGCCUUCUCCCCGAACACGGUGACAUCGACUCCAGCUCCUGCUAAGGACAAGCCGUCCUCGCUGUUCUCCGGCUUCGCUGCAUCCGCAGCAAGUACUCCAUUUGGAGUUGCUUCAAUUGCUGCUCCCACCGCGACAGUAGCGAGUACCGCCUCGGCAUUCGGUGGGUUUGGUGCGGCCACGACGACUCCAGCCUUAGGAUCCAUAUUUUCCGCGCCAGGAGCGACCGCUUUUGGUGGUCUGGCUUUGGGUAAAUCCAACGCAAUGCCAGUGAAUGUGGCCAGUGCUCCUCUCGCCGUGCCACCGUCUGCAGCUGCUGCGCCCUUAAACAAGCCCCUCUACACAGUUCCGCACACAUUUACGCCAGUGGCAACAAAGCAGCAACCGGCAGCGGUUUCCGUGUCCGUUGCAUCCAGACAGUCGCUGGAUAACACGGAGUCCAUCGUUAGGAACAUGAUAGCCUUACAGAUCGAAGCCUUCAACCAGGACAUACAGCAGCAGAAGGGACUCACCACGGAGCUGCUCAGCACCAUUGCAGCUCCCUCGGCUCUCAAAAAGUAUGCCAAGCGCUUGGACGACCUCGAGGAGCUGAACGAGCAGGCCAAGGACGUGGAGUUCGAGUUGGAUGUGCAAGGACUGCGCCAGGGUCUAAAUGAGGCCUACGCCAUAGUGGCCGAGUGCCGUGGCAAACUGGAGGUCUACGAGAAGCCCGACAUAACGCGGCUGAUGAAUUCGAGUUCCUACGAUCCUGCUGGGCGGCGCAUGCUGGCUCGUCUCCGGAGCUACGUGGCGGCCAACGAGGCGCAACUUCGUCUGGCCGAGCAGCAAUUGGAUCUGCAGUGGGACCAGGUCCAAGAUGUGUUGCGGCGCAAAACCAAGUCGAGCAUGCAUAUACCGCACCUGGAGGGGAUCUACCAGCAACUGACGCGGCUCCAGAACCUUGUCUCUGACCAGAGGAUGAUGCAGAACAGGAUCAAGGCCAAGCUCAAGGAGCAUGGCCUGCUCCAGGCCGCACUUCUCGACCAGGACAAGAGUCGCACUCGCACCAAUGAGGCUGUAGAAACCUUAGCUGACUCGAUUCUCUCGAUGAGUCUUAGUCAGACUGUCGACACGAAUGCCGCCAAGCUCACACAGCACAAGCUCCGCCAGAUCCGAAACGUGGUGCAGCUGCAAAAGGUCAGCAUCAUUAGUCCCCAGCGUCCAGAUCGUGUGGGGCUCAAGUCCGAAGUUAUACUCGAGACCAAGCGCAAGGCAGAGAUAUUGAAAAAGGCCGCCGCAAAGGCAACUACUGCCAACAAGGCCACCCAGGUGGCGGCACCGACACCGGCACCGGCAGCCGCUGCUCCUGUUGCGCCCCAACUACCAAAACCAACAGCAUCCAAGCCCGCGGCCAGCAUCCCGGCCCUCAGUGCUGCACCCAUCGGAACGCCAUUCGCCUUCAGCCAGAGCAGUCCGUUUGUGAAGACUUCGAAUGUGACCACGACAACCACCACGGUAAGCUCUGGAGAGGCUCCAAAGCCGGCUGUCUCUUUGUUCGGAGGGCCAAGUAGGUCCGGCUUGAGCUUUGGACUGGUAGGAGGUGGUCUUUCGUUUGGGGGACUUUCUGCAGCGGAUAAUUCAACUGGGGCCAAGCCGUUCCUGUUUGGAGGAUUUGGGAUUAGAAAGGAGGCCACAGCAAAGCCGGCUCCUGAGCCAGCAAAGGCACAGGAGCCCCUAGCGAGGGAUACUACACCUUUUACUGCAGAGGUGGAGCCAGCGAAGGCACCGGAAACCCCAAAAGCAGAGACUGCUGGCAAAUCCUUCUGCUUCACAGGAUUCGGAGGAACUGGCACUCCCAGCUCCACGUUUAGCUUCGGAGGUCUGGGCUCUUCCCUGGGUUUUGGCGGCGUAGCAAAGACCGAUUCCAACGCCGCAGUGACGUCAUCAGCUUCUGGCGUUCCCCGUGGCUUGUUCGCCGCAGCUGCAGCUGCACCGAAGCCUAACGAAGGUGACACAGCGGUGACGAGCAACAGCCUCACCACCAAGCCAACGGUCGCCACCCUGACUGCCGCUGCCGCUCCACCGUUGCCAACAAACAACAGCGGCGUGACCAGUACCGCCCCCAGCAGCUCUGAUUCCCUUGGAGGGCUUUUCGGAUCUGUCAAUAUAUGCAAGCCACAAAUCAAGGAAUCCUCCGGCGCUUCUGGACAGCCUGCAAAUAUCUUUGACAGUGGCUUCUCAUUUGGGGGACGAGGUGGAGAUGAACCGAAGGGAUUAUUUGCGACCAUCACUCCAGCCACAACAGCAACAGCAACGGCAAAAGAAACUCCUGCAACCGCAGCACCAACUACGAUAAAAAUGGAGCCAGUGAGCACCACAGCCGCAACAACUACAGCACCUGCACCAGCUGCAUCGGCUGCUCCGGCAACAACCACUUCACCGGCCGCUGCUCCGACAGUAGUGGUUGCGGUUCCUCCGAACACGACUUCAGCUGCAGCGCCAGCAGUCUCUUCGACUGUGACCUGGAGCACAGCGGUGCCAGGCAGUACAUUCUCCUUCUCCAAUGCAUUCAGCAGCCUCAGCACCGCUCCGGCCGCCCCCGCCCCCGUCACAGCCACCAGCUCCAGUGCCUCUACAGUGAGCAAUUCAUCGUCUUCGGUGUUUGGAGGAUCCUUUACAGUAGCACCAGCAACAACAGCGGCACCUGUAGCCAGCAAUCCAUUCCUGGCAUCGACAACGGCUUCAGCAGCAACCUCCACGAACCUUUUUGGAAAUGUGGCCAAGUCCGAGACCAGCGUGUUUGGAGGUGCACCUGGAACCAAUCCCACUCCUGCUGCAGCUGCUUCCCCACCCAGUGGCCUCUUUGCUGCAGCAGCUAUCAGUAAUCCGGCGCCUUUUGGCAGCCCUCCACCGGGAACGGCCGCCUCCGGGGGCAACAUAUUUAGACAGGCCAACAAACCAAGUGUUUUCGGUCAGCCGUCUGCAGGAGCAAGCGGCGGUACGUCUAUUUUUGGAGGGUCAUCCGGCUCUCCAUUUGGAUCGACCUCCAUUUUUGGCGGAAGCAAUGCGCAAAGCCCUGCCAAUGUACCCACUGCCGGAAGUACAUCCAUAUUCGGUCAGAACGUCUUUGGGCAACCGGCGGCACAAACAGCGACGCCAGUGGCAGGCGGUAAUAUAUUUGCAAGUCCUGAGAGCGCCAGCCAACAACCGCAACCCUCUGCUUUUGGUGGAGGCGGAUCUAUUUUUGGCGGACCGGCGGCGACAAGUUCUUCGCCUGCUUCUGGUGGAUCAAUCUUUGGCGGUGGCAGCAGCUCUGGAUUUGGUUCAUUCUCCCAGACUGCCCCUUCUCCUGGAGGCUUUGGCAGUGGCUUUGCUCAGGGCGCCGGAUCGUCAGUGGCCCAAUCCGGCUUUGGAUCACCCCAAACGCCACAGCAGGCUGCUCCGGGUGGAUUUGGAGCCAAGCCCGUAUUCGGUGGCUCUCCAGCCUUCGGGGCCAGUCCCACCUUUGGGGGAGGCGCAACGUUUGGCAGUCCCAAGGGAUUUGGCGGCUUUGGAGCCAGCCCUAACGUAGCCGCACCACCAGCCUUCGGAGCCCCUGCAAAACCGGCCGGCGGCAACAUCUUCGACACCUUGGGUGGUCAGGACUCUGGCUUGUCCUUUGGCAAUCUGGCCCAGACCGGCAGCCCCAAUGCCCAGAAGCCAGCUUUUGGCGGAUCGAGUUUUAUGAAUUAUCGUUGAAUUUAUGUCCUGUCUCGUCCAAUUACUUGAUUUGUUCUUCCCGUUACGAUUAGAAUAUAACUUUACCAAUUAAGUCCUAAUUACAUGUAAAUUCUUAAAUAUAUUUCAGCACAAAAUUAUAAUUCAUAUAACCAUA
This is a messenger RNA of Drosophila miranda, 5255 nucleotides long. RefSeq names its product nuclear pore complex protein Nup214-like. Gene Ontology annotation, biological process: RNA export from nucleus; protein import into nucleus. The transcript has 8 exons. The record is from RefSeq and is a predicted model, not a curated record. Lineage: Eukaryota; Metazoa; Arthropoda; Insecta; Diptera; Drosophilidae. The coding region runs from base 77 to 5119 and encodes 1680 amino acids. Gene Ontology annotation, molecular function: protein binding; structural constituent of nuclear pore. Gene Ontology annotation, cellular component: nuclear pore.